This is a messenger RNA of Mauremys mutica (yellowpond turtle), 1166 nucleotides long. RefSeq names its product olfactory receptor 51G2-like. The record is from RefSeq and is a predicted model, not a curated record. NCBI's taxonomy places the organism in Eukaryota, Metazoa, Chordata, Testudines, Geoemydidae. The transcript has a single exon. Gene Ontology annotation, biological process: G protein-coupled receptor signaling pathway. Bases 1 to 936 code for a protein of 311 amino acids. Gene Ontology annotation, cellular component: membrane. Gene Ontology annotation, molecular function: olfactory receptor activity; G protein-coupled receptor activity.
AUGUCAGCUGUCAAUGACACCAAAUUCAACUCUGCAGUGUUCCUUCUCACCGGGAUACCUGGGCAGGAAGACGUCCAUCUCUGGAUCUCUAUCCCCUUCUGCUUAAUGUAUGUUAUUUCGAUAGUAGGAAAUUCAGUCAUUCUGUUCAUUAUAAAAACAGAUUCAAGGCUCCAUGAGCCCAUGUACAUUUUCCUUUCCAUGUUGGCCGUCACAGACAUAGGCUUAUCGAUAUCCACCAUGCCGACGAUACUGGGCAUAUACUUGUUUAACUCUAGGGAGAUCAGCUUCGAAGCCUGUUUUGCCCAGCUGUUCUUCAUCCACUCGCUUCAAUUCAUUGAAUCCUCCGUGCUCUUGUUGAUGGCCUUUGACCGCUUCAUCGCAAUCCGUGACCCGCUGAGAUAUGCUUCCAUCUUAACCCUGCCAAGAAUAGCCAAUAUGGGACUGGUGUUUGCGCUAAGAGGUGUAGCUGUAAUAUUCCCACUCCCAUUUCUACUGAAAAGGUUCCAAUACUGUCGAGCCAAUGUCCUCUCCCAUUCCUACUGCCUGCACCAGGAGGUCAUGAAGAUGGCUUGUUCAGAUAUCACAGUCAACAGCAUCUAUGGCUUGUUUGUUACACUCUUAACGGUGGGGUUGGACUCGCUGUUCAUAUUUCUCUCUUAUGUGAUGAUCCUCAAAACAGCGCUGAGCAUCGCGUCCAAUGCAGAGUGCCUCAGGGCCCUGAACACCUGCGUCUCCCAUCUCUGUGCCGUCCUGCUGUUCUAUUCACCAGAGAUUGGCUUAUCUGUGUUACACAGAUUUGGAAAGGGAUCAUCUCCCUUGCUUCAAAUUUUCCUGGGCUACAUCUCCCUGCUGGUCCCACCCCUGAUUAAUCCAAUCGUGUACAGCGUGAAAAACAGACACCUGCGUGCAGGGAUAAUCAGGGCAUUCGUCAAAUGAAGGUUCAGUUCAUGAACCAGCUGCAGCCCUGCUGACACAGGAGAUGAUAAACAUGGACCACCUAUUCCAUCCUGGAGCUUUACAUCGAAGACUACAUGAGCUACUGAUCUCUACUCUGUAGAGCAAGGUUCAGAUGGGGUCUAAUACCUGGAGCAAUGGAAGGGGGGCUGGUGCGGGAGGACAGGACACUGGGGGAAGGAGACCAAGGCAGGCAGCAGCAUUUUCAAAGU